CCAGUUAAUUGUAAUUACGAAUUAAAAUUUGAUACGAAAAAAAGGCGGAAUCGCAGUGCCAUCUAUUGGAUUGUAAAGGAGAAAAGCGGUAAACGGUCUUUCGUUCAGUUGUUCAUUCUGAUGAUCAUCAAGGUAGAACCAACAUCUUAAAUCGGGUUUACCUGUUUCACUUGAUGAUUUUACCGUCAGUUGAUCACUUCACAUCUUCUUUUUUUUUCGUGGUUCCUUUUGUUACCUUUCUUUUUACCAAAAAAUCUUAUAUACCUUGAGGGCUUCAUGUUUGUGUCUUUUUCAUCUUAUUUUUGAUAAUUUUUUCCAUUCUAUUCUAUUCUAUCUUUUUUUCUUUGACCUCUUCUAUUUUUACUCAUCUAAUCUCUCUCUCUCUCAAUGUUACUCUAUCAUCUAAUUUUAUCUUCCACCUAAUCAUCGAAAUCUUUAUGUAAUUUUGAUGCUGAUUAGUUAAUUUUUUGUCUCUGCAAAUAGAAAUUGAAAGAGAAAGAGAGAGAGAAACGUGUUUUUUUUAUUUGAUUUGUUUUCUUUUUCGUUCUAAUUGUUAUCAUCAUCAUCAUCAUCAUGAAAUGUAAACACACCAACAGCAAAUGGUCAACACCGACAUUGAAAACAGUUUGUCCAGAACUAGACCGAAACUGUCACCCAGUUUUGGAUCAACAAUAUUUGAUACAAUCUUUGAAUCUAAUGUCCAGUCGGAAACAUACUAAAAGUAUCGUUGAUUGUGUUGAAAAUGAUGACAAUAAGCAUCAAGUGAUGUUUAAAUCAGCUGAAUAUUGUAAAGUGAAAAGUGUCCAUCAUCAUCUUCCCAAUGCCAAUAAACAAUCACAUUCAUUGGUUAAAUUUUUAUUGACAACAAUAAUUAUCAAUUUGUGUUUAAUUGUUGCUAAUUGUCAACCUCGAUUGCCAACAACAGCAUCAAAUAUUCAAGUUAAUCACAAUCAUCAUCAUAAUCAUCAUAAUCGUCAAUCGCCAUCUCAACCACAAUCAAGCCCCAACAAUAAUCGGCAUCAAAAUUUUGCACCACAAGCUCAAAAUCAACAACAAGCUACACAAUCACAAUCACAAUCACAGCCACAAAACGCCAAUCAUUAUCAACAAUCAAUUCCUUGUCGUGAUUUACCAGAUCACAUUGGAUUACAAAGUUUACCCUGUUACUGUACCUUAGAGCCAAACAAUAUAACCUCAAUUAAUUGCGACUCUGUACCAUUUUUCGGACCAUUUCCAGUUCACCAAUUGACCAAUACACUUGCUAGCACCCCCGUUGGCACUAUUAAUCAAUCACCCUCAUCGAUUUUCAUCCGCCGUGUAUCAAGCUACUCCCAACGAAAUGCUGGUAUUCAAAGUUUACAAUCACAAAUGUUUACCGCCAGUGGAAUUAAAUUACGUCGACUUGAUUUUUCCCAUAAUUUAUUGAGACGUUUCCAUGAGCGUUUCCUUGACGGAAUUGAAUCAACUCUAAUUGAAAUCAAUUUCUCCCACAAUCUACUUGGUGAUACAUUAAAUCCAAUCUUCUCAACCAAUGAAUUUUACCUUCUCUCAUCAUUACAAUCACUAGAUUUAUCUUAUAAUCAACUGAGAGCAUUAGAUUCAAACAUUUUCAAAGGAUUAAAAAAUUUAACGCAAUUAAAUCUAAAUGGUAACCAGUUUACAACAAUACCUUACCCAUCUUUAUCAUCUCUUCGUACCCUCAAGGUACUUGGCCUUGCAUCUAAUCGUCUAACCGAACUGACCAUUCACAGUUUCCCUCCCUCACUGUCCAGUUCCCUGCGAACCCUUAAUCUAACCGGUAAUCGGCUAACAAACCUGGCAACAGGUUCACUCUCCCACCUUACCCAGCUAACUGACCUUUACCUUGCCCACAAUCAGCUGACCCACCUAAAACCAAGCUCAAUGGAAGGGUUAACCUCACUGGAGACUCUUGACCUUUCCUCUAACCUAUUGGAUAAUGUACCAACCGAGACUCUAAAUGGCCUUCGAAAACUUCGUAAACUCUACCUUGGUUCAAAUCUCAUUGAAACCCUGGAAAAAGAUGGCCUUGGCCUUGGAGAUUUACCGUUACUUGAACUUCUUGACCUUUCUCGAAACAAUCUCAUCUCAUUGGGUGAUCGUCAUGUUUUCACAGGACUUCCCAAAUUGAAAACUCUUGAUCUGGGCUACAAUUCCUUACGAAAACUGGACCUUGCAGAGGAACAAUUAUUUGCUCCAUUAACUAGAUUGGAAACUCUUGACCUUACAGAUAAUUCAUUGGAAUCAUUUCCAGUUCACCUCAUGUAUCCAUUGACCAGUUUAAGGAAAUUAUUCCUCGAUUAUAAUCGUAUCAAUGAGCUAACAGAAGAAGCUGUUAUCUCCAUUGGUCCAUCUCUCGAUGAAUUAUCAAUGGCUUACAAUCAACUGACCAGUUUACCCCCUUACCUUGCCACUCGAUCCAAAAAUCUUCGUCUUCUCAACCUUCAUGGUAAUCAGAUCACCCUAAUCAAUCAAGAAUUAUUUGAUCCCAUUUCUGAGGCUAUUCUAGGUCUUGAUAUGGGUCAUAAUGAACUGACCACCCUCUCCAAAUUAGCCUUUCCUCGUCUCAUGAUACUUAAUCUGGCUUCCAAUCAAUUGUCCACUCUGGAAUCUGAUACUCUUAUUGAUCUUCCCUCAUUAAGACACUUCAAUCUCUCAUAUAACCUUCUUACUCUUCUACCACCUUCCCUGUUCAUUGGUAACUCUCACCUUGAAGUUAUCGACCUCUCCUCGAAUUUAAUUGAACAACUUGAUAAAGGAUCUUUCACCAAUGGAUCAAGUUUCACUGUUAUUAAUUUAUCUCGUAAUCAUAUAAAGGAAAUUUCCUCAGGCACUUUUCAAGGACUCAAUAGACUCUCAAAACUUGACCUUUCCUUCAAUGAACUGUCCACUCUUAAACCUGGAACUUUUAGUGAAACUCCUUCUCUGCGAACUCUCAAAUUAUCUUCUAAUCGAUUGACUUCACUUAAGGGCGAAUUUUUCACCCACCGGACUCGCAUUGAGAAUCUUGACCUGUCUGACAAUAGUAUUUCUUACCUGUACCCCAAUAGUUUCACUGGUCAUCGGAGACUUCGAAUCCUUAAUCUGGCCUCAAAUAAACUCUCUUACUUUCCCGCUGAAAUAUUAACUGGACUCAGAUAUUUGACCAGCAUCAAUUUAUCGAGAAAUAAAAUCCAUUCCCUUGAUUCAUCUGAUUUCGCCAAUAUGCCACUACUACGAACCAUUGACCUCUCAUCUAAUGGACUUACCUACAUUGGUCAAAAUUCAUUUUCCAAUUCAACUUUACUUCAAACUAUUGACCUUUCACAGAAUUCAAUAAGUUCACUUGACCGGGCAACUUUUAAGGGAUUAGCUCGAUUACGUCUCGAUUUAUCAUCUAAUCUGUUAACAACUUUACCUGGAGAAAUGUUUUCAAGGUCUUAUGUUAAUCGUUUGGAAACAAUUAACUUAUCAUCAAACAAUUUCACUCACUUUCCACUUGAUUCACUUUCUCAUCAAUAUUUAAAUCUCCAGUCAAUCGAUUUAUCCUCCAAUAGGUUAACCUCUCUACCUUCAAAUGUUAACCUAAUGGUUAACAUUAAAUCACUCGAUGUUUCUAACAAUCCAUUGAGCUCCGAAGCAAUCAGUUCAUUACUUUCCGAGCCUAAGAGUAUACGAAAUUUAAAUGUGGCCUUAACUGGUCUAAACGGGCUACCACCAAUCAUGGAAACUCCUUUUCUCCGGAACCUCAAUGUUUCUGGUAAUAACAUUACGCACUUUAAGGCCACUACCUUACAAAAAGUCGCUCUCCUCGAAAGUCUGGACUUUUCUCAUAACGAACUUUCAUCUCUAAGUAACUUAAUCCAUGGACUUUCCCCUGCAGCCAAUGAGCUUCGUUUUCUAAAUCUAAAUGGUAAUCCAUUGACCUCAAUUCGUAAGGAUGAUUUCAAAGGAUUAAUCUCCUUGGAAACUUUGGACAUCUCGAACCUGACCAGUCUCAAAAGCUAUGAUUGCGAUUCGUUGGCAUCAUUAGGUAAUCUACGAACUCUCUACAUGUUUGGAUAUCCAUCAUUGGAAAGUUUAUCAGUCCAAGAGUGUUUAGCUUACCUUCCUGUUAAACUUGAGCAUCUUGGGGUUGAAGUUAAAGAAGAUCAUCUUCAGGGUCACUUACAGAAAGCUUUUUCUCCACGUUUGACCGAAAUUCUUGUAACGGGUAGCAAGUUGACCUCACUCUCUCCUUCAUGUUUAAGUGGCCUUAAAAGUCCAACACUUAGUUUAACCCUAACAGAUACUUCCAUCUCACUCAUCCCUAGUAAUCUGUUCAGUCCACUUCCAAUGUCCACUAAAAUUGAUCUUGCUCUUCAAUCCAAUGAAAUCACCUCACUGGACAGUAAAUUUUUGAUCACACUGGACAAUAAACCGACAAAUAUAAAAAUCUCUGGACUUCCCAUGAAUCCAAUCAUUUGUGACUGUAGCCUUGAACCAUUGUACAAAUGGUUAGCCGAGAAAAUGUCAAAAAUCAAUUGGUUUCAUAACAAUUUACCAAUCGAUUCAAUUGACAAAUUGACCUGUGCAGGUCCAGAAUCAUUGAGUGGUUAUCGUCUUAUCGAGUUGACACCCGAAGAUUUAACCUGUGGUGAUAUACUCAAUGAAUCAUCUGUGGAAUCAUCCGUCUCAUCGUCUUCAACAUCAGUCUCAUCAACCACCCCGGAGAUAAUUUCUGAAGCACCAACAUCGAUUUCACCAACAAUCAGAAAAACGGGUGGAGUUUAUGGUUCAUCGUCAGGAUCACGAAAACCAGAGAUCAUCUUCCAAUCAAGUCGCCGACCUCAUCUAACCUCAUCAUCAUCAUCAUCAUCGUCAUCGUCUCGAGGAGGAAUAUUGAAACCUCGAAUCAAUGAUCCUACCCAUAGGCGAACAGCCUUAACCAAAGUGGACACUAUGAUUAUCGGUAUAGCCGCAGGGGUUAUCGCGUUUGUUUGUAUUCUUAUAUUAAUCAUCUGUGUAAUUAGAGCUCGAUCAUCAACAUCAACCAUUGACACAAGUUAUGGUUCUGCUUAUCAUGGUUUUGGUUCCGGACAAAACAUUAUUGGUAAUGGCGGAAAUUUAGGAACUGCAACCUUACGCAGUGCCGGUGGACAUGGAAACUGUACCUGUCUCAAGCCAAUGGCUUGUAACUCAUGCUAUGUACCCAGUAUCGAUAAUGGUACAGGGACAUUACGCCCAAGUUUAAGCUAUUACGGAAGUGAAACAAUUCGUCCAGUGCCAAUUAAAAUGAUUUCAUCAACAACCGGGACAAUUAACCGUAUCAAUGGAAACGGAAAGACUCCCAGCUAUUACAUUUCCUAUCCAGAAAUGGAUGAACAUAAAUGAAAAUUUCAACAAUUAACGAGCAUAUAUUAAUAUAAUUUUUGACAUUCUAAUCUGUUAUCAUAACUUCAUCACGAUUUUGACAGAGAAAUGGAAACCAAAUCGAAAUCAAUUUUUGUUAUUUUAUUAUUUUAGAGAAAAAGAAAGAUUCAUAUUCCAUAUUCAUCUUCAUCAUCGUCACGAAGCAACAAAAUAAAAACUAUGAUGAAAUUACAUCGGGAAAAAAGUGGAACAUUGGAAAAUGUUGAUUAA
This is a messenger RNA of Panonychus citri (citrus red mite), 5619 nucleotides long. Its product is annotated as chaoptin-like. The record is from RefSeq and is a predicted model, not a curated record. The coding region runs from base 574 to 5370 and encodes 1598 amino acids. Lineage: Eukaryota; Metazoa; Arthropoda; Arachnida; Trombidiformes; Tetranychidae. The transcript is spliced from 2 exons. Gene Ontology annotation, molecular function: protein binding.